AUCUUCUCCCAUCCUCUCUCUCAUUCGCACAGGCUUCACAAUCUCUCUCUCUCUCUCUCUCUCUCUCUCUCUCUCUCUCUCUCUCUCGUGUUACUUCUAUUUUUAUUUUCAAUUUUUAUUUUCUUUUCCUUUUAAAUUUCUAGUGGUAGUAACAAUCGUUCGCUCCCUCGGCCAAAUUCAAAAUCCUUAUGGCCUUUCACGUCGCUUGCCCAAUUACAUGCCGGCGAAUAUGUUUCUGCACGCUAGGGUUUCCUCGCGAGCUGCAGAGCGACAAGGCGAAGAACGAGUUCCUGGAGCAGGUGGCUAGGGUUGAGGACUUCUUCAAGGAUCCGUGGCUACUUAGGGUUCGAGACGAGGGCGCCACCGUCCAGGUCACCGUUCCCAGGGUGGUCGUGCCGCCGCCGCCACCGGUGCCCGCGGCGACGACGCCUGGAGAGGGGGGAUUGGGGGGUGGGGAUGGAGAGGAUUUGCUGCUGCUGUCGGCGCAGACUAAGCGGGCCGCGAUGCAGAGGAAAGCGGCGGUGGCGUCGAUGGCGGCCGAGGAUUACGCGCGGCGGUUCGAGUCCGGUGCUUUGGCGGAUGCCUCCAUAGAUCUUCCUGCAGAAGAUCAAGGCCAGUCUAGUGUGAAAGUAAUGUGCAGGCUAUGCUAUUUCGGUGAAAAUGAAGGAAGUGAGAGAGCAAUGAAGAUGCUUUCAUGCAAAAGUUGUGGCAAGAAGUAUCAUAGGAGCUGCCUGAAAGCUUGGGCUCAAAGGAGAGACUUAUUUCAUUGGAGUUCGUGGACCUGUCCAUCGUGCCGAAUAUGUGAGGUCUGCCGAAGGACUGGAGAUCAGACUAGAUUCAUGUUCUGUAAAAGGUGUGAUGGUGCAUACCAUUGUUACUGUCAGCAACCUCCUCACAAGAAUGUUAGCAAUGGACCUUAUUUGUGCCCUAAACAUACAAGGUGUCACAGCUGUGGAUCUAAUGUCCCUGGAAAUGGUCUAAGCGUAAGGUGGUUUCUGGGUUAUACCUGCUGUGAUGCUUGUGGAAGGUUGUUUGUCAAGGGAAAUUACUGCCCUGUUUGUUUGAAGGUUUACAGAGAUUCUGAAUCAACACCUAUGGUUUGCUGUGAUGUUUGCCAGCGCUGGGUGCACUGUCAGUGCGAUGGGAUCAGUGAUGAUAAAUAUAUGCAGUUUCAAGUUGAUGGAAAUCUUCAAUACAAAUGCGCCACAUGCCGUGGAGAAUGCUACCAGGUGAGGGAUCUUGAGGAUGCUGUUCACGAGCUCUGGAGGAGGAGAGAUGAAGCUGACCGUGAUUUGAUUGCAAGCUUGAGAGCAGCUGCUGGGUUGCCAACUCAAGAUGAAAUAUUUUCUAUUUCACCUUAUUCGGAUGAUGAAGAAAGUGGCCCUAUUGUAAAGAAUGAAUAUGGUCGUUCGUUGAAGUUUUCUCUUAAAGGGUUAGUGGAUAAAUCACCAAAGAAGACCAAGGAGUCUGGAACGAAACCCCCAAAUAAGAAGUUUGUUAAGAAGAAGGGUCACCAUGCAUCCUUAAUUAGCAAGUCAGGGGCACAUCAGAGUUUCGAAGGACAGAGUGAUCCACCGUUAUUUGGGUAUAACAGGGAUGAUGACAUGCUGUCCCACAGAAGCGGAGAACCUUUUUCUUCUCCAGUUGCUGGAAGUUUGAGUGAAGGGAUAUGCUCUAUCAAUCAGGCAGGGGUCCUGAAACACAAGUUCAUUGAUGAUGUUACAGUAGGCAAUGCAAGUACGAAAUCAAGACUUGGAAACAUUAAGAGUGGUAAACCUCACAGCUUGGGUUUUGGGAAUGACACUAGUAAAGAUGCUGGCAAGUCUCAGAUUACGAACACAAAAGGACCAAAGCUAGUUAUACAUUUAGGUGCACGAAAUCGGAAUGUAACUAGUCCUCCAAGGUCUGACGCUUCUAACUAUCGAAGAGGGCAAGAGUUGACAGCCUCCAAUGGCAGUGAAGAUGCGGAUCAUGAGCAAGCGGCUAAAAGGCAGACGUUGGACAGACACACCAAAGUUGGUGAUGAAAAAGGAGGUAAUUACGCUGCACAACUAAAAGGUCCGAAGAUGAGAGGAAAAGAGGGCAACUUGAUAAAGAUCAGAAAAAGUAACCCAGAAGUCUCUGACGUGAGCCCUAAGUUUGGUGGCGGGAAUAGGGAUGAUGGAUGUGAAACAGUUUCGCCAGAUGACCCUCAUGCUUCAUCGGGGAGACGAAGCGUUGAAGAAAGUCCGGCUGUGGUGGAUGGUGCAAACAAAUACCCUGCAAUAAAAGGUCAAAAGGUGUAUCUGAGGAAGAAUGUGGAAGGUAGGUCUGAAGCAUUAAAUGGUGGCAACAAUGAGAGCAACCAUACACCUUCAGUGUCACAAUCUAUGCUAAGGGAUUCCAAACCUUUGCUGAAGCUCAAGUUCAAGAAUCCUUAUCACGACAAUCAAAGUUCGUGGGCUCCUCUGGGUGAGGAUGAGAAGAGUUCUGUUAAGGGACAAAGGUCCAAAAGAAAGAGACCAUCGCCCUUCAUGGGGAAAACUUCUACUAGGGAGGACGAAGAUGUCUCGCAGCAGCAUGGAGAUGAUACGAUGGAUGAGAUCAUGGAUGCUAAUUGGAUACUGCAGAAAUUGGGCAAAGAUGCGAUUGGAAAGAGAGUGGAAGUCCAUCAGCCGUCGGAUAAUUCCUGGCACAAGGGAGUGGUAAAAGACGUCAAUGAAGUCAAAUCAACUGUUUCUGUUUCUCUAGAUGAUGGAAGGGCCAAGAACUUGGAACUGGGGAAGCAUGGAAUUCGCUUUGUUUCUCAGAAGCAAAAGCGUGGGAACACACAAGGUUGAACUUAAUGGGUAUGGAAACACUACCAAAAGACUUUCCAUUUUUAUGGAUGGUAUUCUGGAAAGCAGAGACUGUCCAGACUAUGGAGGAUUAUCUUGUGCAGGAGGUUUCCUCAGGUCCUUCAGGAUUCAAGAAUUAGACCUUUUCUUAUCUGCUCAAAUUUCUGCCAGGUUUGUACAUUACCAAUGUAGCCGGUUGGGGAUUGGUUUACUACCAAGAACUAACCUCAGCCGGUUGGAAGGUGCCUGAGCAUAAUAAAAGGUUCUUUGUGGGCAUCGUGCCCUCUCUCAUGUGUGGGCAUCCGCUGUAAUUUGUGCCCUCUCUCAUGUGCGGGCAUCUGCUGUAAUUUGCGCCCUCUCUCAUGUGGUAAACUGAGUCGUCCUUAUUGCCAUCCAUAAAUUUAUAAAUUUUAGGUUACAUCCGAUGGCAGUGUGGGCUAUGUACAUGUAAUCUCUUCAUGUAUUAGGUUUUUCUUUUCUUUUUUUUUUUUUCAUUCAGAGAGAUUAGUUUUAAUCGUUAAAGAUGAUUGUUGUCUGUGCAUCAUCAUUCUAAAGUUUAUUUGUUCUUUUCUGGAGAUUUUUGUUGAAACACGGUAUUAAAAAGGAAAGCGUCUGUAUGUUUUGCC
Rhododendron vialii is the source of this 3442-nucleotide messenger RNA. RefSeq lists its product as uncharacterized. Bases 189 to 2819 code for a protein of 876 amino acids. Lineage: Eukaryota; Viridiplantae; Streptophyta; Magnoliopsida; Ericales; Ericaceae. The record is from RefSeq and is a predicted model, not a curated record. The transcript is spliced from 13 exons.